UUUCCCAAGUGGGAUUCCCAAUCUCCAGAAUCUUGUGGUUCUUGAUGCCUUCAGCAACAGCUUCUCAGGCCCUUUACCUGCUGAUGUUUCCCAGCUUGAGUCACUCAAAGUGUUGAACUUUGCUGGGAGUUACUUCAGUGGGGUAAUCCCAUCUGAGUAUGGCUCAUUCAAGGCUCUUGAGUUCAUCCACCUGGCUGGAAAUUUUUUGAGUGGGAGUAUACCUCCUGAACUUGGAAGGCUGAAAACAAUGGCCCACAUGGAGAUUGGUUACAACUCAUAUGAAGGUGGGAUUCCAUGGCAGUUUGGGAACAUGAGUGAGCUCAAGUAUCUUGACGUUGCAGAUGCCAACAUUUCUGGCCCAAUCCCAAAUCAACUCAGCAACCUCACCAAACUUGAGUCACUUUUCUUGUUCAGAAAUCAGCUCAGUGGAAAGAUUCCAUGGGAGUUCAGCAAAAUCUUGGCUCUCAAAAGCUUGGAUCUCUCGGACAACCUGCUUUCUGGUCCAAUUCCAGACAGUUUCUCAGAGCUGAAGAAUCUGAGGUUGCUGAGUUUAAUGUAUAAUGACUUGUCUGGCCCUGUCCCUCAGGGUAUUGCUAAGCUUCCAGAACUUGAUACUCUCCUCAUAUGGAACAAUUACUUCACAGGGUCACUGCCAGAGGACUUGGGAAGAUUCUCAAGACUCAAGCAUCUUGAUGUUUCAACUAAUUACUUUGUUGGUAGAAUCCCACCUGAUAUAUGUGCUGGAGGUGAAUUGCUCAAGCUGAUCCUGUUCUCAAAUAACUUCACUGGAGGGCUGUUUCCAGCUCUCUCCAACUGUUCCUCCCUCGUUCGCCUUCGGCUCGAAGAUAAUCAAUUUUCAGGUGAUAUAUCUCUACAGUUUGCCAAUCUUCCAUACAUUUCAUACGUGGACCUGUCAAGAAACAGGUUUACAGGAGGGAUUCCCGCUGAUAUUGCUCAGGCUUCAGGGCUUCAGUACUUCAAUGUGUCUAAUAAUCCAGAACUUGGAGGGAUAAUACCAAUUAAGAUAUGGUCUCUGCCUUAUCUUGAGAACUUUUCCAUGGUUUCUUGUGGUUUAUCAGGCAACAUUCCGCCAUUUCAGUACUGUAAAUCAGUUUCUGUUAUUGAAUUGAGAAUGAACAACUUAUCAGGAGAUAUCCCAGAAAGUGUAUCCAAUUGUAAGCAGCUUCUGAGGAUGGACUUAGCUGAUAAUAACUUGACAGGUCCAAUCCCGGUGGAGCUUGCUAGCCUCCCGGUUAUUAGCAAUUUAGAUCUUUCGCAUAACAGUUUCAACGGCCCAAUUCCAGCAAAAUUUGGGAGCUCUUCAAGCUUGAAACUUCUUAAUGUGUCCUAUAACAACAUCUCAGGUUCGAUUCCUUCAAACAAGACUUUCAGAACAAUGGAUCAGAGUGCGUUUUUGGGCAAUCCGAAGCUCUGUGGAGCACCUCUGAGACCUUGUCAUCAUGAAAAUGGGAUUUCAAAUGGGCUGCAACUAGGAAGCAGAAGAGCACAAAAGUUAGCAUGGGUUCUCAUACUAUGUGCAGUCAUAGUUUUGUUCAUUGUGGCUGCAGUCUUUGGGGUACUAUACUUGAAAAGAGGAAGUAAAGGGCAGUGGAAAAUGAUCGCUUUUAACGGACUUCCUCAGUUUACCGCUAAGGAUGUUUUGAGGAGCUUCAAUUAUGUGGAAGGCCUGGAGACACUGCCCACAUUGCCAGACUCAAUAAGCAAAGUAGUUUUACCCACAGGAAUUACCGUUUCUGCUAAGAAGAUAGAGUGGGAACAGAAAGAAAUGAAAGUUAUGCUGCAAAUUUUGACUAGGACAGGGAACACAAGGCAUAAGAAUUUGACGAGAUUGCUGGGAGUUUGCUACAAUAACCAUGUUGCUUAUCUGUUGUAUGAUUACCUGCCUAACGGCAACUUAGCAGAAAAGAUCAGGAUGAGGAGGGACUGGGAAACCAAGUGCAAAAUAGUAACUGGGAUUGCAAGGGCGCUAUGCUUCCUUCAUCAUGACUGUUGUCCGGCUAUUCCUCAUGGGAAUCUGAAGGCAAGCAACGUACUUUUCGAUGAAAAUAUGGAACCCCAUUUGGCUGAAUAUGGACUCACUCUGAUCAUUGGGUCGAGUAAUAUUCCUCAAAAGGAGACAGGCGGAUACCGAGCAUCCAUAUCCGUGGAACUUCACAUGGAUGUAUACAAUUUUGGAGAACUCAUUCUUGAGGUCUUAACAAACGGUAGACUGGCAAAUGCAUUAGAGACCGCAAGGAACACGCAAAGAGAGGAUCUCGUAAGAGAAGUUGCCGUCGAGAAUGGCAUUGUCCACUCCAGCUUGUUCCAGGACGAGGUGAAUUCAGCUAUUGAAGUUGCGUUACUCUGCACAAAAAGUAGGCCAUCGGAUAGACCGUCAAUGCAAGAAGCACUAAAGCUGUUAUCGACCGGGCUGAAGUCGACGACGAACGGCAGGGCUCUUGGAACACAAGGCCACAAAGCAUAAAUAGGUGUGCAGCUUCCAAUUUCCUCUUGCAAAAGAGUUGGUUUUGGUGUUUGAUCGUUUGGUAUUUGCUGUAAAUUAGAGGAGUAUAAGUUGUUUCUAUGGUUUUAGCACAGUAUUUCUCCUGCUAUUUUGUAGUUGAUGAUCCUUUCUUCUGUGAGGUGAAGAAUCACUAUGGCUUUGAGUGUAUGAACAUCACAUCAAUUAUUUGUGAUUUUGUAAAUUUUUCCCCAAGUAUAAAGUUAGACCCCCUUUGAUCACAUUUUGCAGAAAA
Molecule: messenger RNA, 2756 nt
Organism: Sesamum indicum (sesame)
Lineage: Eukaryota; Viridiplantae; Streptophyta; Magnoliopsida; Lamiales; Pedaliaceae
Gene: MOL1
Product: Leucine-rich repeat transmembrane protein kinase family protein
Biological process (GO): protein phosphorylation
Molecular function (GO): ATP binding; protein kinase activity; protein binding
Source: RefSeq, a predicted model, not a curated record